ACUCCCUGAGGCAAUACUAAUGAAGUGCUUUCUGGAAUGAGAUAAAAAGGCUGUGAAGCAAAAAGUGCCUACAGUCAGAAGAUCUUUCAGAAGGGAGCUCUUAUUUACUCAGAGAAGAACUGUACAACUUUCAACCCUGAAAAGGCAUCAUGGCUGAAAAACUGGACUACAAUGAUAUUUUACAUAAGUAUUCACAUCUCUUUUAUAGGUAUCCGCUGAGGCUGGUCCAUGGAAUCCCCCUGAUGGAACCUAUUGCAAAUCAGUGGGAUCCCAUUGAAAACUUCCAGGCAAGACCAGAUGACUUAAUCAUCUCGACUUAUCCUAAAGCAGGUACCACAUGGAUGCAAGAAAUUGUGGAUCUAAUACUAAACAAAGAUGAUUUGGAAAAGACACACAGGGCCCCCAUACAUGUGCGGAUCCCAUUUUUAGAAAUCUGCUCUCCACCUCCUAUUCCUUCUGGAGUUGAUACAUUGGUGAAUGUUCCAUCUCCUCGUGUGAUCAAGACCCACCUCCCCUUCCAGCUCGUCCCUAAAAGCUUUUGGGAAAAUAAUUGCAAAAUGAUCUAUGUUGCUCGCAAUGCCAAAGAUAAUCUGGUAUCCUAUUACUUCUUUGAACAGAUGAAUUUAACCCAGCCAGAUCCAGGGUCCUGGGAAGAAUAUCUUACAAAAUUCAUGGAAGGCAAACUUGCCUGGGGAUCUUGGUAUGAUCAUGUGCGGCGUUAUUGGGAUGAGAAAGAUAAUCAUCGUAUUCUCUACAUCUUCUAUGAAGACAUGAAAAAAGAUUUAGCCCGUGAAAUUCACCGUGUAAAAGAUUUCCUCCAGGUCGACUUGCCUGAAGAUAUUGUUCAGAAGAUAAUGCAUAAGGCAACAUUUGAGAUUAUGAAAGAGAAUCCCAUGGCAAAUUAUGAAACCGUACCCAGUUCCAUCUUUGACCAGUCAAAGAGCUCGUUCAUGAGGAAAGGUACAGUUGGAGAUUGGAAGAACUAUUUUACAGUGGCUCAAAGGGAGGCAUUUGAUGCACAUUACCAGGAGAAGAUGAAAGGGACAGAUUUACAUUUCCAGGAAGAAUGACAGACCCAAGAAAUUAUCUUCUCUGGGACUUGGACAAAUAAGUAAAAUACAGUCCCUAACAGUACACUAUUUUUUUUAAAAAAGCAAUUUUAUUAAUUUUAAUGACAAACACAUAAAACAUAAAAACCUCAUCUUUCCUUCAUGAGUUUACAGACAUCUUUCCUUCACGAGUUUACAGACAGUAUCGGUUGGUUUACCACUUUUUUGUGUGCAUCCAUUUCACAGUCUC
Molecule: messenger RNA, 1299 nt
Organism: Notechis scutatus (mainland tiger snake)
Lineage: Eukaryota; Metazoa; Chordata; Lepidosauria; Squamata; Elapidae
Source: RefSeq, a predicted model, not a curated record